Molecule: messenger RNA, 364 nt
Organism: Marmota flaviventris (yellow-bellied marmot)
Lineage: Eukaryota; Metazoa; Chordata; Mammalia; Rodentia; Sciuridae
Gene: Ndufb1
Product: NADH:ubiquinone oxidoreductase subunit B1
Cellular component (GO): respiratory chain complex I; mitochondrion
Source: RefSeq, a predicted model, not a curated record
GCUUCUGUCCUUGAUCUUUGGUGUCGUUUAUUGGCUCCAGGGCCGCAGGAAUCCCUCAACCUCUCCCAAUAAAGAAAGAAAAAGAUACAUGACUAUUUAAAUCCACAAGCAGUCAUGGUGAACUUACUUCAGAUUGUGCGGGACCACUGGGUUCAUGUACUCGUCCCUAUGGGAUUUGUUGUUGGAUGUUAUCUAGACAGAAAGAAUGAUGAAAAACUGUCUACUUUCCGCAACAAGAGUAUGUUGUAUAGAAGGGAAUUGAGGCCCAAUGAAGAAGUUACCUGGAAGUAAAGACUGUGGCUGAAUCACAGAAUAUUCACAUUUUAAAAGUUAUUGUACAAAUAAAAUCAUGUUUAUUAUUUAA